Molecule: messenger RNA, 579 nt
Organism: Rangifer tarandus platyrhynchus (Svalbard reindeer)
Lineage: Eukaryota; Metazoa; Chordata; Mammalia; Artiodactyla; Cervidae
Source: the annotation of a GenBank genome assembly
AUGCAGGCCAUCAAGUGCGUGGUGGUCGGCGACGGCGCCGUGGGGAAGACCUGCUUGCUGAUCAGCUACACAACCAACGCCUUCCCCGGAGAGUACAUCCCCACAGUUUUCGACAACUAUUCUGCGAAUGUGAUGGUGGAUGGGAAGCCCGUCAACCUGGGGCUGUGGGACACCGCCGGGCAGGAGGACUACGACCGCCUGCGGCCACUCUCCUACCCCCAAACUGACGUCUUCCUGAUCUGCUUCUCCCUGGUGAGCCCAGCCUCCUUUGAGAAUGUUCGAGCCAAGUGGUACCCAGAGGUUCGGCACCAUUGCCCGCACACGCCCAUUCUCUUGGUGGGCACCAAGCUGGACCUUCGUGACGAUAAGGACACCAUCGAGCGACUGCGGGAUAAGAAGCUAGCGCCCAUCACCUACCCCCAGGGCCUGGCCAUGGCCCGAGAGAUCGGCUCUGUCAAGUACCUGGAAUGCUCAGCCCUGACCCAGCGGGGCCUGAAGACAGUGUUCGACGAGGCCAUUCGGGCUGUGCUCUGCCCGCCCCCUGUGAAAAAGCCAGGGAAGAAGUGCACGGUCUUCUAG